AUGGCCUACAACAGCUGCUCUGGAAAUUUCUCCUCCCGCUCCUUUGGAGGUUACCUACAGUACCCAGUCUCCUCCUGUGGAUCUUCCUAUCCCAGCAAUCUGCUCUAUAGGGCUGAACUCCAAACUCCCAUCACCCACCAGCUGGAUUCCCCUCUCUACAGUGGCUGUCAGGAGACCUUCGAUGAGCCCGGCUGCCAGUCGUCCUAUGAGCUGUCCAGUCCCUGCCAGAGGUACUGCCACGGCCCGAGGAGCUCAGCGUUCUUCAGACCCUCUGUGGGAUUUGGGUCCAGGGGCUUCCAAUCUUUCGGUUGUGUUUCCCCAUCCCUGGGUUUUGGGUCCAGUGGUUUCCAGUCAGUGGGUUGUGGUCCCCGCCCUUUCUCAUCCUUAGAUUGUAGAUCCAACUUUUACCGCCCAGCCUACUUCUCGUCUAAAAGCUGCCAGUCUGUUUCUUACCAACCAGCCUGUGGAUCUGUCUUCUACUAG
Molecule: messenger RNA, 483 nt
Organism: Castor canadensis (American beaver)
Lineage: Eukaryota; Metazoa; Chordata; Mammalia; Rodentia; Castoridae
Product: keratin-associated protein 14-like
Source: RefSeq, a predicted model, not a curated record